CUUUUUAAUCCUUUUGCUGUUGUUUAAAUUAUGUUUUUCUAUCUCUAAUUUAUUUGCCUGCAAUGUUAACUAAUGAAUAAUAAUUUGUUUAUAAAUUAAAUCCUAGUUCUAGCCGAAUUUAAAGUUUAAACAAAAAUAUAUGCAAAGAACCUUAAAACUGAGUGAACUUUCGGCCCACAACUUCUGCCUCUGCCUUUGUCCUUGUUUUCUACACUCCUUUCCGCAGACCUUUCACUUUUCGCAUUAGCUAAUUGACGUUGGUAAUUUCCGCAUUCUGUUGGAGGCCAAAAACUAGACAGAAAUAUCACCCCAAAGAACCUCUAAAACUGUCAGAAGGGGGGCUGGGGCGGUGCCUGUCCUGUGUUUAGGGGUGGGCUAUCGUUGUCCCUGGCAACUGUGGCUUUUGCUCCAAUCGAUAAAAAAGUCAACAAGCAAGUCGGAAAUGUCGACGCAGAGCGAAUGGCACAGGAAUUUGGGUUGAUUACGUUUUAGCAUCGAAAUAAAUUCCCUGUUUAGAGUGUGGCCUCAUUGGGCGAGGACUGAGGGCAGUAAACUAACCCAUGGGCCGCUAGAAGGAGCAGCAGAAGGAGCAGCAGCGCCAGUGGAAGAAUGACCCCAAAGCGUAAGCGUCGCGGACGCAGCGAGUCUCGGGCCAAGAGCAAAGCCAAGCUGCAGGCAGAGCAUCUGCAGCUGCUGCAGGAACUGGAGUUGGCCGACAGCUGCUGUGACAUUUGCCACUGCGAUUGCUACAGCGCACACAGCAGCAGCGGCAGUGCGAGUGGACAGCAGAAGGCGCAUAACGAGGAGCUGCAGCAGUUGGAUCAGGACAUACAGGCUCUGGAGCACUUGCAGCGCAGGGAGAGUGCCCGAACGCGAACGAAUGCAACAUCCGCAGGCAGAAGGAGUCACAGCAGUCAGCGGCAACGAAGUGCUUCCAGAUCUCCCACUGAGGUGAAGUCUCAGAGCAGACGCGGCUCCGCAGAGUGCCAGCCGCGUGCCUCGACUUCAGGCAGGAGUCGAAGGUCCAAGAGCGCCGGCAGUCAGAGGAGUGACUCCAGACAGGAACAGGUGGAGGCAAAGCCACAGCCGCGACAGCGACGCGGUGCACAAAGGGACUGCAAGAUGCUGCAGCACUUUCUUGCACCUCUCUGCGAUGCUCCUGCUCUCUCCGUCCAGGGCAGAGGCAAGUCCAAGUCGCAGGAGAACAUGGCGCUGGUGCCGCUCGCCCAGGCACAGGCGCAGCGCAAACGCAGCGAUGGCAAGUCCCUGUGCGCCUCCAUGGCCAGCCUGUGCCUGGCGCCGACCGUGCGUGCAGCCUACCAGCAGAUACCGGACCACGACCAGAAGAUACUCAAUCGCAUGGCCGUGAAGCGAAGCCAGCAGGCGGCGGACAAGGAGCAUGCCUGGCUGGCGCGCAAGUACUGGGAGAACGAGCGACUGGAGCGGCAGCUGCUCAAGGUCGAGCAGGUGGAGGAGUACAAGCGGGCGGUGCAUGACAAACAGUUUCAGGACUACCUCAUGACCAAGGCCCGCCUGCAGGCGUUGGCCGAGCGGGAUCUGGCGGAGCUGCGGCGCCUGCGCGGCGCUCUGGAUGCCAAGGAUGCGGCGGCCAAGCAGCGCCUCGCCUCCAUGCGACUGGAGCGGGAUAUGACGCUCUGCCAGCGGCGCUGCGAGGAGCUGCGUCGCAGCGAGGCCGUCACCGUGCACCAGGAGGAGCAGUACCUGGACUCCACUCUCCGCAAGCGCGACAUUUGCAUGCGGCUCAGCCAGCGCCUGCGUCGUGCCGAUGAGCUGCGCGGCCAGCUGCUGGAGGCGUAUCUGCGGCGUUUGCAGCACGACAACUACGUGGAGCAGGCACAGCACGAGGAGCACUGGCGCGAGCGGCAGCAUCUGGAGCGGCUGAAGCAGCAGCAGCUCAAGGAGGACAUUCAGCGCAAGCGCAGCCAAUCCCAGCGCUUUGUGGAGGGUCGUCAGCGUCGGCAGGAGGCGCGUUUUCGCACGGCCAAGAUCUCGGCGAGCCUCAGGGAGCUGGUGCGUUCGUCGGUAACGCCUGAGGGUGGCGCUGCAGCAGCUGUGGCGCCGGAUCAGCAGGCGCUCAACUCUUAUGCCCAGCGGCAGGUGCAAUUGGGGCGUUUCCUCUUCGAGCGUUGAGGUUUAG
Molecule: messenger RNA, 2158 nt
Organism: Drosophila guanche
Lineage: Eukaryota; Metazoa; Arthropoda; Insecta; Diptera; Drosophilidae
Product: trichohyalin
Exons: 2
Coding region: 610-2151 (513 amino acids)
Source: RefSeq, a predicted model, not a curated record